AUGUCAGGGCAUGGAGUUAAGUUGGACACCCUUAAGGACUGUUUCCAGUUUCUUGAGUGGUUGAACGGCCGAAACGGUCAAAAAAGCAAUGUGGUAACUGCGUUAGUACAAAGGUUGACGCCUUAUUUUCCACAAAUGCCAAAUUUAAAGCCGCGAUUACAAGCUCAAUAUGUUAAUUUCCUAAAUAAUGUGUCCGCUCUACGUACUAAAUUGUUAUCUAAUAAAAUUACUACACCGAGUAAUUAUGUUAACACAAGGGAUAAAACUCAAAUUCUUGACGCGCUUUUAGGAUGCAUCCCCAAGUUUCUUGCUGCAUUAUAUUACUUGCAGUAUCACGUGGAUGAUGCGUUUAGCAAUGUUGGCGGUGGAGAUUGGGCUUCACAGUCGCUGCAGAGAGGCGAGCUUUGCAAUUUUCUAACUACCGGAAAUAACAUUCUUCGUGGUGGGUUCAGUGUCCAUGAGGUUAAUAAUAUAGAGGGACGUGCAGUAGCAAACGAACUGAGAAAGAUUUUGAAUAAGGAAGUUGACACUAGAACAAAAAAUCCUGUGCAUGAUCAUUUUAGAAAUGUUACAUUGACAAUUUCGAAUAAACCGUGGCAUGCCGUCAACACUGGAAACACUGUAUCUUUGGUUAAUGUAUUUUGCGUGUUGGUUGCCGGAGAGAAGGAUGCUGACGGUGGGGCUUUUAAAGCGGCAUUAGAUAGUGGCCUUACAGGACGCAAAAUAUGUUGGGAAUAUUUAAAAGAACAUUGUAAAAUUCUGAAACAACACAUUGACGCACUUAUUAGCGAGGGUUUUUCUGCUACCGGUAGAGCGUUUAUACCUAGAGAUCCUGUUAAAUUUGCUACAAAAGCCGCCGACUGGUUUAGAGCGCAUUUGCCCAGUACCGAGAAAGUAUUAAAAGGCAUGAUACCUCAAUCAAUCCAUUCACACAGCACUGAACUGCGUCCAUUUGCCAAGGAUCACCUCUACCCAAAUGGGUUCAUUUUCGACGGUAGUAAACCGGACGUUUUGAAAAGGGGUUUGCCGCGUGAUUGGACUCUUAAAUUACAGAGAUUCAACCAGCUUGGAGACAGGUUGAUACGGCUGAAAGGAAUUUUAGAUGGUUCUGAAUGUGGCGCCGAGACCGUGGCCACCAAAGCCGAGGCCGCGAAGCCGACCGCCACUAAAACUGAGGCGGCGAAGCCGACUGCCACUAAAACGGAGGCUGGGAAGCCUACUGCCACGAAACCUGGUGAGGCAAGGCAAGCUACCGCAACAACAAAAGCUAGGUCACCUCAGGGUGGACAACCCAACGGAGCUGCAAAUACAGGCACUGCAGCGAAUGGACGGCAGAACACGGGAGGCAAAAAUAGUGUAGCCUCAAAUCAAAAUAAUAGUCAGAGUAGAGGAAAUGCUCGAGGUUCAUUAGGCAAGGAUUCUGCUUCAUCUCUGCCUUCCAGUGGUGCAGGAGCGUCAGGGCCAGCAGGGCCUAAAAGCGAUGAAGGCAAGCAAGGCCCUUCUAGUACCGGGUCUACAACAUCUCCAAGUAAGAAUAUUGUUCAUUCUCAACAGCCUCAGCCUCAAGCUCCGCCUGUUACCUCACCUCAAGCCCCUCCCACCAGUGCUCCUGCAGCCCCUGGCUCCCCUAGUCAGUCCGGUGGUGGGGGUGCGGGUGGGCAGGGCGGUGUUACUCCAGGUCAAAAGCCUGAUGCUACUCAAGCCCCUGCUUCACCUCAGUCUUCAAGAGAUUCAACUCCAGGCCCUCAGCCAUCUGGUGCCUCUGCUCCGGGUCAGGGGUCUUUUGGCGCUGUUUCAAAAGGUGGUAAGGAUAAGGGUCCACCGGCUAGUGUUCCUCAAGGUUCACAGUCUAAUGCCCCUCAAGCCCCUGUUCAACCUCAACUUCCAGGUGCUACAUCUCUAGCCCCUCCUUCGGCUCCUCCUGCAGGCCCUGUUCCCUCUGUUAUUCAACAUGGCGGUGAUGGGAGUUCACAGGACAGUGCUCCAGGUCAACAGCCUGUUUCUGUUACAGAUGCUGCGCAUUCCCCGGCACCAGGUGUUACGUCUCCAGGCCCUCCGCCAUCUGGUGCCUCUGGUCUCAACAGCGUUAAUGACCCGGGUGGAAAAAUGUCUGGUUCUGACUCAACUCAACAAAGUAAUCAAGAGACUCAUGAUGGUAACUCCGGCACUACUACGUCUUCUACUCCGGGUUCUGGUCAAGGUUUAGGUGAAGCUGGAGGAAGGGGUACGGAGCCGGCAGAUUCUCAAUCUGUGAAUCUAGUUAAAACACAGUGUGUGGAGCCUACUAUCGAUAAAAUAUUGCUAAACCCCGAUGUUAAAUUCUGUAAUCCGGCUGAUCCGCCUAAAGAUGUCUUGGCGAAUUAUAAAAAUCAAGACAAAAUUAAACAACGUCGUCAGAAUGAUAUGAAAAGCAUCAUACAACGAACACAAGAAGAAAUAUGGGAUAAACAAAUGAAAUCAUUUGCAGCGGAUGAACCAACCUUGCAACGAAAAGAGCGUGAACCACCUACAACCCUCCCGACACAUCUAAUUCAAUCCACACUCCCGAAGUACACAAAUUCACCUGUUCCUUCGGAUAGAAAUCGCCUUCAAUGGCGCCGACCAUAUGAUUCAAGAAGCGUUGGUCGACGUAAUGACGGUGCUGACCCUCCCCAGCAUCUCACUCUUGACGGCCAGGAUAUCGCCGAUGAACCUUUGCGUGAUUCAUAUUUUAAAAAAAGAACGGAAGAUCUGGAACGCCAAUAUUAUGAGGAAAAGCAACAAAGGGAUCGAAAGUAUAACGACAGAAUAUCGUAUCUGGAAAAGUUACAGCAGCUCAACAAACAGCGUAACGAAGAAUCACAAAAACGACACGAACAAAAUGUAAAAGAUGCCAUUAAAUCUGCGGAACAUAUAUCCAAAGAAGAUAAGAAUUUCCGAUCAACGUUUGAUACCUCUCUCAUAGGCGCGCCGGUCGCAUUCACACAAUCUUUUAACCAACCAAUGCAUCAACUCGUCGAUUCUCCAUUCUCCCCAGACAUUGAUCUAACAGGAACUGUGAUACCCUACAAACACGACAACCCUCCGGCAAUUCCUGCGGUUCAUUUUGACAAUGUGAUGCCCCCACCUGAUAUAUAUAAGGUAGACGGACGAAUUCCACCAACUAAUAUAGCUGGCUCGAUUUUUCAGCAGCCGAGAGAUGUUCUCGAUCCCGUUCACGAAACCCCGGACACCAUUGGCAUAGAUGUAGCCCCUAAACUACAGGCGUAUAAUAAUCCUAAUUACAUGCCCACUACCAACCUCAAACCACGAUUGUCGUCGAAAGAUUUACAUUUCGAGGUAGUGAUACCCCCUAAAAAUCGUGACCACGAAGAUGCCGAUGUAAAACUUACUAGAAUUGAGGAUCUUGUUCAAUUUCGUAAUCCCGUCUUAUACAAUGAGUUGUGGAUGCCAGCAAACGAAAAAAAACCUAACGCAUUUGACUUUACUGUAUCAGCCACCGAUGGUAUUGCAAACACAGGCUUCAUUCCCACUUGCCGUAACCCCUGGUCCGUUUCCACUUCCUCCACCGAUACCGUUCAACCACCUACCUACCCAGUCCCAGCCUCAGACCAGCUGCCCUUGCCGCGAACCGUGCGAGAAAUGCUAUACUGGUUUGUCGGAUUGAAUCAACAUGGGCUUACUGGGAUUGUAGAGAAGUACGUUAAGAACAUCCUUGUUGAAUCUAACAAAGAUAUCUCUAAGUCUCCGUAUUCCAUCAAGGUCACCGGGGAUCCCGACCAGUUGACCGCCUCCAUGGUCACCGCCAAACUGACCGAGGCGUGCCUCUACUCAGCCACCGUUAUCUACAAGAUUAGGCAUAACAAUGACUUCGAAGCCUUUGCUACCUUCGACUUUGAAUCAGAAUAUGGUAAGUUUCGUUAUUCCUCCGACCCCGCCGGUCUCCUCUGCCAGCUGCGGGACUACGUGUACGCCUGCUGCCACCAGUUGGAGUUCCUGAAGGCGCAGUGUGAGAGGGAUAAACUAAGUGGUGGUUGGCAGGGUCAUGAGUAUGGACACUCCGUUUCCCCCUCUGACUCCCCCCUCCAGGCGUUCCUGACUGAUGGCUGGGACUGCCCAUUCGACACCCACCCCUUCGACCCGUACAACCUGUGCCGCAAGAGCAGGAUCAGGAUGGGAUUCAAGGAGGAGGAUUUGUCUAAUGACUCACAGACUGGCAACACCCUUUCCACCAUCCUCACUCCCAGCUGCGGCGGUGAGGAUCCAUUGGUGACCCUGUCCUCCUACCUCAACUGCCUCACUAGGCGUACGCCGCGCACCACCGGGGAGCUUGUGUCGUACUUCCACCAUUUCGGUAAUUCACUUCAUGAUGCGUUUGAUGGAGGAUUGCUUCCACUAGGAAAUUCACUCCGCAAUCCGCAUCUCGACUGCCCCGACUGGGACCGUCUUGGUGCCUCCGACCUAGACACUGUCCGUGGCAUCCGUGGUCAUGAGUCUAUCAAGUCCAUAUCCAACUCCAACCACAACCAUGACCAUCCCCGUACCCUGUCCACACUGGUCGGCUGCGGCAGUGACCCUGACAACUGCCCUCCACACUGCUCGCCCAUCACCUACCGGGCCUACGCCCUGUACUCCCAGAGCUUCGCCCACACCUACCUCAGCUGGACGGUGUACUUACCAGACAGACUGUGGGGGUCGCUUCAAAAACUGUGCAAUGACAUGAUAAAGUAUAAAUGCUCCGAUGGCAAACCCCUCCACCUGUGUUCCACUGCGUUGCCCCUCCUCUACUCUCACGGGUUCACGCCGCCGGAGGUGGGAUCGCAGCAACAACUCAAGUGCUCUGAUGUCAUCUCUAAGCUGAAGGAGAUUGUCAACGGUGGCCCUAUCGCAUCACUCAUGACCUGCAUGGACUAUUUCCUCUACAACAUCCGGGAGCCAUUCAUGUACGCUCUCGUCGCACUGUGGUCGGCUGCAUUUCUCAUCUUCGCCAACACGAUGCUAUACCGCCUGGACAUACUCCACAUCCGGUCACACCUUAUCCGCACCAAGGCCUCCCACCGCAUCGACGUCAAGGCCUUACUCACGAAAGGCCGGAAGAUGCUCUCACUUUACAAGGACGUCGACUACUUCGACGAGGACCCCAUUGGUCAACUUAGUUUCUAA
This is a messenger RNA of Babesia bigemina, 5142 nucleotides long. RefSeq lists its product as hypothetical. Bases 1 to 5142 code for a protein of 1713 amino acids. NCBI's taxonomy places the organism in Eukaryota, Apicomplexa, Aconoidasida, Piroplasmida, Babesiidae. The transcript has a single exon. The record is from RefSeq and is a predicted model, not a curated record.